AAGGAGUUAAGACGAGCCCCUCUGGGCCGGAAGGGGCGCAACAGAGAGUGGGCUUUUGGGGCAGGGGAGGGUCGAGCGGCAGAGUCCCGGCCGGGCGAUGGAGAGCCCGCUGAGCAGCCAAGCGCUGCGGGAGGUUUGCGCCUCGGGAGGAUGCUUGGCCGAAGGCGAGCUCGCCCGGCGGCUGAAGGUCCGGGACGGCUCCACUCGCCUGGCCCGGGCGCUGGCCGACCCCAAGAGAUUUGUGCUGGUGACUCGGGAGGAGGAGGCGGCGGCGGCCGGGGGCGCCGAGCAGCGGGUGGCGGUGGGCGCCACGGAGGCGCGCCUGUGCCAGGAGCACGGCGGGGGCCAGUGCGCUGGGCGGUGCCGCCAGCUCCACCUCUGCCGCUACUUCAUCUAUGGCGGGUGCCGGCAUCAGAGCACCGGGAAACCGUGCAAAUUCAUCCACGACAUUCAUUCAUCGCAUAACCUGGGUGUCCUAAAAGAACAUGGGUUAGAAAGUUUGAGUAGUGAACACUUAUGUCUGCUGCUGCUUCAAAAUGAUUCAUCGCUCCUGCCUGAGAUAUGCACAUACUAUAACAAAGGGGAUGGACCCUUUGGAUCUUGUACCUUUAAGAAGAUCUGUAUCAAACUUCACAUAUGCCAGUACUACCUCCAGGGAACAUGCAGGUUUGGGAGCAACUGCAGACGCUCACAUAACAUUUUUGACCCUGAAUGUUAUGACAAGCUGGAGAAGUGGGGAUUGAGCCGAAUCCUGAUUGGUAAACUUCCCUUGAUCUACAGGAAUAUAUAUGACCUCAAACAUAGUACAACAUCAGCGUUAAAAGCAAGAAGGAGCAGUGGUCAAACACCAGUGACUACUGACAUCAAUGAAGAAUCAAAUAUGAUUUGCCUGUACCACAUUAGGAAAAGUUGUAGCUUCCAAGAUAAGUGUAUCCGAGUUCACUUCCACUUGCCGUACAGAUGGGAAAUCUCGAAUGGUACAGAAUGGAAUGAGCUGCCUCUUAUGGAGGACAUUGAAAAGCGAUACUGUGAUCCCUUCAAUGAAAGGUUUGACUUGGGUGAUGUUGGAAAAGUAGUCAUUAAUUUCUGCAGUAUGACAUGUGGCCGGACCCCAGUUAGACGCCUCUCAACAGCAUCCUCUGUGACCAAGCCGCCUCACUAUAUCCUUACUACUGAAUGGCUGUGGUAUUGGAAAGAUGAAUAUGGGGUGUGGCAUGAAUAUGGGGAACAGGAUAUUGACCUGGAUGCUGCCUCCGUAUGCAGCCUUGACCUUGAGAAAGCUUAUCAAUCCGAAACGUCUCCAACUCUCAGUUUCACAGCUGGGACUCAGAAAUAUGUGCUUGAUUUCAAAGCCAUGAAACAGAAAAACGUGCACUACCAGACAGAACGAGAUGUUCGUAGGCGACCUAAGUUUGUGCCUUUGAAAGAAAUAGAGAAGAAGAAAAUCAGUGGGCCUGAGCUAUUGAAGGAAGGAUCUUCAAAUAUUCCAUCUCAUUGGGACCGGUCAGCCUUACCAGAACUUGGAUAUAAGUUGAUCACCCUUCAGUCAUCAUCAAAUGAGUACAGAAAGGUCCAGGUUAACUUUCAGCGCACAAUGGCCAAGGCAACAAUUAAAAAGAUCCAGAGAAUUCAGAAUCUGGCUCUCUGGGAAGUGUUUCAAUGGCAGAAAGAACAAAUGAAGAAGGCCAAUGGAGGAAAGGAUGUAGAUGAAAGGAUGCUGUUCCAUGGGACAGCUGCAAACCAUGUUGACGCGAUCUGCCAGCAGAACUUUGACUGGAGGAUCUGUGGAGUUCACGGGACUGCCUAUGGCAAAGGAAGCUACUUUGCAAGGGAUGCUUCAUAUUCUGAUAACUACUGCGGACACAAUUCCACCGUAAAAACAAUGUUUCUGGCAUUAUCCAUCUCCAAGACAAUGUUUCUGUCACGGGUAUUAGUGGGGGAGUUUACCAAUGGUUCAUCUCACUAUCUCCGUCCUCCUGCCAAAGAAGGCAAGAACACUCUUUUUUAUGACAGCUGUGUGAAUAACAUCCAUAAUCCGUCGAUCUUCGUCAUUUUUGAAAAGCAUCAAAUUUACCCUGAAUACCUAAUUGAAUAUUCCACUUAGAUUGAACUUACUCUUGAGUAUUGAUUGCUUUUCUUUCUGGUUUACCGACUACAUUGCAGAAGUCUAACUGAAGACUGUUGCAUAUUUUAACUAGUCCAUACUUAUGUGGCUUUCCCCCCCUUACUGUUCAUUCCCCACCCCCCGGGCCCCUGUAAGGCAGCACCAUAUUUCAUGAAUUUUCACUGAAUGCCAUCAAGUUACAGUGAGUCUGCCAUAGAAUAUACCUGCAUAGAAUGGCAUUCCUUUCCACAAUUUCUAGCACAACUUCUGAAGUGUCUUUUCCCUCACUGACAUAGACUGGAAUAUUUUUGCAAUCACUUCCACCAUUUUGAGGGGGCUUUCUGUGAAUCAGUACUGUAGAGAGUCUGUGUAUAAAACCUCAGGUACAUAAGGCCACAGAUGCAAUAUAUGAUGGAUUGCCGGGGGGAGCGGGGGCAUUUCCUAACUUCCCCUACUAAAUAUGUUCCUUGAAGCAUAAUCUGAGAAGCACACCUCUGGCACUUUUAAUGAUAAUAUCAGAAACUUAAUUAUAACUGGAUCUGUGUUAUCUUUAGAUAUCUAGAGUGCAACUACUUGCUCUUUACCUGAGCUGCCUCCCAUGAUAUUUCUAGAGCUAGAAAAGCCUUUUAUUUUACUUGGACUACUCGGAUUCCUUUGUCUACCUCUUAAAGAAAUGUGCUACCUAGGACUUUUCUUUUAAAUUUGUUUUGCAUCGCUUUUAUGGUAAGCACUCUUCAUUUUAAAAUCCAGAUUUUCUUGGAAAAGCAUCAUUUUUAAUGAAAGUGCUUUUAAUAGAGCUCUUUUAAUGAAAGCAUUUUAAAAAGUGUAUUCUGGCUACUGGGAAAGGUAUCUAUAAUCUUGCAGUUUGGACUGCUUCAGAUAUUGCUACAUAUAUGUGAUUGUGGUCUCAGCCUCAGUGGAAACUUGUAUGCCUCUCUGAAUAUUACUAAAGGCCAUGGAAAAGUCUUGACAUCUGAUACCUGUAUUGUUAAAAUAAUUCUUCUUUUAGUUCAGUGGAUAAAUUUAGCUCAGCUUGUGAUGCGAUCUCAUCAGGGUUUCCAAGGAUCUACUGUUUUAGCUCAAGUUCCUGAACCUUUUGAUGUUGUAAGAGUCAAGUGGAUACAUCUUGGCUUAUCCUUUUCUUGCAAUGUAGCUGGUUCUCCUCAAGUACAAAUUAAAGGAUUAUUAAUUUGAA
Molecule: messenger RNA, 3299 nt
Organism: Sphaerodactylus townsendi
Lineage: Eukaryota; Metazoa; Chordata; Lepidosauria; Squamata; Sphaerodactylidae
Product: protein mono-ADP-ribosyltransferase PARP12-like
Exons: 12
Coding region: 98-2104 (668 amino acids)
Molecular function (GO): metal ion binding; NAD+ poly-ADP-ribosyltransferase activity
Source: RefSeq, a predicted model, not a curated record